CAGACUUAGGAGCUAUAGUACAGGACACUGCUCACAUAGCGAGGAGGAGUGGUGACGCACUUUGCAUCAAUAAUGCCGCCGAUGAACGACAUUGUGAUCGAGGAAGAGCUCCGGGACAACGACGUCGAUGGCAACGUGACAGCCACGGCCAAGCGGACGCCAACACGGCUACCUACUCCGUUAGUCCGGAGUGCGACCGUCGGCGCCCUCGUUCCACCGUCAUCCCUUACCAAGAGCCACAAGAUGAAAACCAAAAAAGCACCGAAACAGAAAGGCGACCCUCAACAGAAGACCCGGCACAAAAAGACCUUGCACGACGCCAACUGGGACAUUGGUCUGGUCAACAAAAGCUGGGAAAUCCCGGCCGACGUCAAGGGCGCCCUGCCUGCGCUUGCACGCUCCAGCUUGCGACGCGCGAGCCGACCGAACACGGUGCCGCUCUCGGCCGAGGAGCGCUUUCUACAUGCUACCAAGCUCGUCGUACCGACUCAAAAAGUCACAGGCUUGCCACACGAGCUGCUUCCGGACGUCCCCAUAUACCUCGAAGAUAUCAAGGACGAUAUCCGCACCAAGCUCACGCCCGACGACCGCCGCAAGUACUUUGGCGAUGCGGGCAAGCACGACAUGCGCUUGGUCGCGGCCAAGCUUGGUCGACAAAUGUACAUGCACCAUGGCAACCUCCCCGACUUUAUCGCUGCGAAUCCCGUGAUCGAGCAGCUGGAGGCUUCGGACGAAAUCCAUGGGCUCUUUUCUGGCCAGCUCUCGGCGCGGCACAAGUUCAUUGCACUGAGCUUGGCGCAGAAGCUGCCGCUCUCGGUGCGCCUCUUGAUCCGCAACACCGUGUCGCCGCACUUGAACGUGUCGCACAUGGGCAUGGGGGACGAGAUGGCCAAGGUGUUUGCACAGUGUGUGCUGGAGCUGCCCAUGGUCACGAGCCUCAACAUACGCAACAACCGCCUCACCGACCCGGGCCUCGACGCCAUCGUGAGUGUCGUCACCCACAAGCGCGACCUAGUCUGUCUCGAUAUUUCCGAAAACAAGGUCGAUGGCGAUGCCGCCGCCGCCCUCGCCGAGGACGUGGGCUCCAAGCAGUGCGCACUCCAAGAGCUCUGCAUGGCCACGUGCGACAUUGACGAUGGCGAAGUCCAAGGCUUUGCCAACGCCCUGCACACCAACACAUCACUGAUGACGCUCGUCUUGUCACGCAAUCUCAUUGGCAAGUCGGAGAUGCUCAACGUCGUCCAGCCCGACCUGAUCACGGGCGGCGAGGCCAUUGCCAGCAUGCUCUGCAACAACAACCGACUGACCAAGCUCGACUUGUCGUGGAAUAUGCUACGUCUCAACAGCGCUGUUGAAAUUGGCAAGGCGCUGGCGGUCAACAAUGGCCUUCGGGAGCUCAAUUUGGCCUACAACGCGUUCGGAAACCUCGGCACGCAGUCGGUGGGCAUGGCGCUGCGUAAAAACAACUGCCUCCAAGUGCUGGAUCUGAGCCACAACAAUAUUCCUUGUGAAGCGGCGUUUGUGAUUGCCCAAGCGCUCAAAGUGAACGACACUGUCACCAAUAUUGUCCUCGACGGGAAUCCGCUGGGAAAGAUCGGCGGCCAAUCGCUGCUGCACGCCGUUGCGAGCACGGCCAACCACUCGCUGUCCAUCUCGAUGGCGAGUUGUAACUUUGACCUCUUUGACCCCAACACGUUCAACCCGGACGAAGCCACGGGCAACUACGACCUCGACAUGAACAUCCCGUACGAACGCUCGAUCAUGCUCGAGCUGCUGCGCUGUGCAGAGACCAAGACCGGCUGCAAGUUCAUCUCCAUCGUCCACGUUGUCGACAAGACAUCGCGGCCGCUGCAGAUCGAAGUCCGCGACGUCGUCACGGCCACGGGCGAGGCGCUUCGGCACCGCAACUCGGUCGCGCGCCGGGGCACACUUCUUCGUCGAACCAUGUCCAAAGAGAGCCUCAUCCAGCUCUUCCAUGAGCUCGAUAAAGACAACUCGGGCAACAUUGAUGCCAAGGAACUCGAAGACGGCAUGGCCAAGAUGGGCAUCCCAACCGAGCCUGGGGAGGCCGCGCGCUUGAUCUCUCGCUUCGACAUUGACGGCUCGGGCACUGUCGAAAUCAACGAGUUUAUCGAGCUCAUGGCCGUCUUCGAUGUCGCGCCGCGGCCCAAGAAGCAGAUCGUGGACGCGCUUACAAACCAGCCCUUCGAGGUGCCGUCGGCCGGGCGGCUCGUUGUGGACUUUUUGGAUUUGCACAUUCCGACGGAGAGCACCGAGGCGCACACGCGCGAGUCGAUAGCGCACCUGAUUCGAAACCUCAAGGGCAACAACGCACACGUGCAAAUGCUCUCGAUCGCCAAAAAUGGCCUCUACUUUCGGGAGCGCGAAGCGCAGCUCAUCAUCGACUCGGUCCUCGACGGCAGCGACCUCGUCGAGGCCAUGGCGUCCAUACUGCCGCACAUGAUCGACGCAUCGAAUGCAUGCCAGCUCAUCGAAUGCAACCUGGCCGACACGACCCAGCGUCUACGACUGCAGUAUUCGUUGCGCUUUGCGUAUGGCCCGAUCGUCGGAUUAUGUUCGGGGCACUACCGCCUCGAGAUGGCCGAGCCACUGGACCGUAUCGCCGCCAAAAAGCUCAUGGAGAUCAGCAACAAGACGAUGUUGUGGAAGAAGAAGUACGAGCUCCUCGACACGUCGCAGCACGCCAACUACCAGUGCUUCCGCAACGAAACGUUCAACGGCAAAUCUGUCAUCCUCGAAAAUGCCUUUUGCGACAAAAUCCCGAAAUUUGGUGUUCUCGAGUUUGACUUUGUGCACAUGGCGAGUCGACCCGUCGCGCAACAGAGUAAAUUCCAAUCGAUCGAAGCCAUGUCCGCAAAGCGCUUUGCGCAGUUCCUCGAGCGGAUGCAUGCUGUGGGCCUGGAUCUCGAGCCGCACACGGAGCUGCCGCGGGCGUACGGCACGCUCACACCAAAUGUCUUUGAGCACCUUCUCAAGAUGCAGCGCAACGCGCAGUACAACGACUACUCGUCGGGCCUCGCGGCCUUUGCCGAGGUCGAGCUCCACGGCGUCAAGAUGACGAUCUCGGUCCGGCGUCUCAUCAUGGAGCUGCAGUACCUGUUGUCGUCGCGCUGGAUCAGCGUCAAACAGUGCCUUCGCGUGCUCUGCAUGUGGCCGCGGGCGUUCAAAGCCGCGCGCGUCGACGUGAUUUUGCUGCUCAUUGACCGCAUUGUCGACCUCUACAGCGUGCCGCAGCUAUUUGCGCUACUGACCGAGCGAGAGUUGGCCGAGCUCAUCUUUCGCUAUGGCUGGCUCAAUCUGUGGUCGCCGCUCGUGCCUGACAUUUACUACGAGCUCGACAUGGCCAUCUACGAGCAGCGCGAAGUCGCCAAGAUGCUCGUGGCACUCGCACUCGCGGAACCUGGCGACAAUUGGCUCAACGAGACGUACGGCUGGAGUCGCGGCGACCCGAUUCCCGGCUGGCAGCUCAACCAGAGCUGGCUUGGCGAAAACGCCUUUCCAGAGAAAGGCUACUUGACCCUUCACUACUACUCGGGCGCCGACCUCGGCUGCGGACCGGUCUGGCAUGUGCGCGUCAACUUGUGCAAGCGCGUGCUCUCGAUGGCCCCCGAAGGCGCCAAGCUGCAAGAGUUCAUCCACCACUCGACGCAGCUCGAGCUGCGCACGGUGCGCGACUUUACAGCGCGCCCCGCGGCCACGAACCCGCCGACAGCCGCCAAGCGCAAGUAGAGAACCGUUUGACUUUGGUUUGAAUGACACAUCCACACUACUUUGUGCACCA
Molecule: messenger RNA, 3802 nt
Organism: Saprolegnia diclina VS20
Lineage: Eukaryota; Oomycota; Saprolegniomycetes; Saprolegniales; Saprolegniaceae
Exons: 22
Coding region: 73-3750 (1225 amino acids)
Molecular function (GO): protein binding; calcium ion binding
Source: RefSeq, a predicted model, not a curated record